Molecule: messenger RNA, 669 nt
Organism: Nilaparvata lugens (brown planthopper)
Lineage: Eukaryota; Metazoa; Arthropoda; Insecta; Hemiptera; Delphacidae
Exons: 3
Coding region: 94-411 (105 amino acids)
Molecular function (GO): NADH pyrophosphatase activity; ADP-ribose diphosphatase activity; NAD binding
Source: RefSeq, a predicted model, not a curated record
AUAUCCUUUCGCAUUGUUACAGGUGAAAGCAUAUCGGACGCAAUCGUGAGGGAAAUCCAAGAAGAAACCGGAAUAGCAACGAAAUUUGAGUCAAUGGUUGCAUUCCGUCAUAUAUUGAAGUUUGUUUUUGGAUGUGCAGACUUGUACUUUGUGGCCGAAAUGUCACCUAUCACAGAGGAUAUCGUCAAGGAUGAUCAUGAGAUAGACAAAUGUGUUUGGAUGAAGGUGGAAGACUUCCUCUCCGAUCCAGAUGCAUCACCGCACAAUAAAAAGUUUGUGAAGAAUUAUUUGAAAUGUAAGGAAAUGGGCAUAAAAAUGAAGAUGGACGAUACAGUGCACGACAUUCUCAAAACGCGGCAAUUAUGGUUCACGAUAGAUAAUGAAAAUAUACCCAAGAAUGACGAUUCGUGAAAUAAGAUAGGCCUACAGUUUGCAACGUUACCGUUUUGUAACGUUACAUUUUUGUAAAGCUACACGUUUGUAACGUUACAGUUUUGCAAACGUGCUAUUUCAAGCUCUAGUGUCAAUUCUUGCCAAGCUUUAAAUUGCAGUAGUGGUAUUUUGUAAUUAUAUAUGUAUAAUUGGGGUUUUAGAUUAAUGUUUAGUGUAAAAAUGUAUUUAUUUUUUAUGCAAUAAAGUGCAAGUAUUUGUUACUUUUUCAAUAUUUAA